GGCCAGUAGACGUUCAGCGGGAAGAUAUCUAAAGAACCGCUCUAUCAGAAACCAACCGCUUAGCAAGUACAUAGGUACGUACCUACCGUACUUGUAGAUCAAAUCGCUAGAUGAAGAAACUUGCACUGACUGAAUUGAACAUGUAUUCCGUUUAGAAUCGUAUCCAAAGUAGCCGCUAUAUGCGGAAAAUGGAAAUCGGUUUCGUGUCAAGGUACAGCAUUAUUAGCAUCGGAGCAAAAUGCCAUGGGCAUGGGACAGGAAGUGGCAUGAGAAGUCGUUUCCCAGGGACUCGAGGUCGUGCAAAAAAGGCUCACCAACAUCUGCAAUUACCAAUUACUAAACGCCAAUAACCAAAUACCACAAGAAACUAUACCGGUAGUAGCAGGUAGUAUUAGCAGGCAGCAGUAGCAGUACGAGUAGUAACAGUGCUCGUGUGCAUUGGAAAAAACUCUGCUGCAUCUAUGCUCUAUGCCAUGUGAGAGUAGCCGCUUCGCAACACACCCCUCCUCCUUAGGAGAAAGCCGAAAUACGUCGUCAAGAGACAACGAAGUCUUUUCUCGGAUGCUCAAAAAAGGCCUCAAUACUGAAAUCCAGAAACGGAAAACGAGAAACGAGAUACCAAAUCCAGAAUCCAGAAUCCAGAAUCCAGAAUCGGAAAACGAGAAACCGUAAACCGAAAGUGGUUUCUGUGAACAAGAAGAGACGGUGACAUGGUCCCUCAUGAAUUGCCCUGGGACUGGACCUGACUGGACCUUUGUUCCUCUCUUCCCCACUAAAAGCUCUCGCAGCCGAAUCCCCGCAAACACACAGCCCCCUGCAGUGCCUCCAAGGCGCCGUGGGGCCAAUUCACCCUUAGCGACCGCCCCCAUCCUUAUCGCUUUCAUAUAAACACAAGCUGUCGCUCGACAACUCGGCUUUCUCUUCCCUCCUCAUACCCUCGUCUCUACAACCAGCUUGGUCUGAUUGUCAUCAACACUUCUCCCAUCUACACCAUUUGCAAAUUCCAUACCCACCGCAAUCAUGGCUACCUCAUCCACGGUCUCCUACACGGAGAAUGUAAGUUCCCAGUCCUCAAAUUAACCCCGCGAUUGUGCAGGAGCUGACUGUGAGGUAGCUCCUCAAGUACAUGAAGCUCGACCAGAAGGGAAGCGCCAUGGCUGAGUAAGUACUGGCGAUUUCGUCAUCUGCGAACGACCUCUAAUUGUUCCUUCAGGUACAUCUGGAUUGACUCGACCGGAGGUGUUCGUACCAAGUCCAAGGUGAGCAAACUCUCUCUCAGCCCAACUCCAAUUCCGCAACCCCACCCCACAGGCACAUCCAUCCCAUAAAAGUAACCACCAGAAUUGCUAACGAAUCAAUUUUCUCCUACAGACUCUCACCAAGGUCCCAGCAUCUGGCGAGUUCAAGCUUGAGGACCUCCCAGAGUGGAACUUUGACGGCUCUUCCACCGGCCAAGCUCCAGGCGACAACUCUGAUGUCUACCUCCGCCCCGUUGCCCUCUUCCCCGACCCAUUCCGUGGUGCCCCAAACAUCUUGGUUCUCACUGAGUGUUGGGACCCUGAUGGAACCCCCAACAAGUACAACUACCGCGCCGAGUGCGUCAAGUUGAUGAACGCACAUGCGGCUCACGAGCCUUGGUUCGGUCUUGAGCAAGAAUACACUCUCCUCGACAUGUCUGACCGUCCAUACGGAUGGCCAGUAAAUGGUUUCCCAGGUCCACAAGGCCCAUACUACUGUGGUGUUGGUGCUGGCAAGGUCUACUGCAGAGACAUUGUCGAGGCCCACUACAAGGCAUGCUUGAACGCUGGUAUCAAGAUCUCUGGCACCAACGCCGAGGUCAUGCCAGCUCAGUGGGAGUUCCAGGUUGGUCCUUGCACUGGCAUUGAGAGUGAGUUAUAUUUUCCCCUCACCUCCAAAACUUGAGACUAAUGGGUCAUUUUAGUGGGUGACCACCUCUGGGUCGCUCGUUUCCUCCUUCAUCGCAUCGCUGAGGAAUUCGGUGCCAAGAUCUCCUUCCACCCUAAGCCAAUCCCCGGUGACUGGAACGGAGCUGGUCUUCACAGCAACUUCUCCAGCAAGGAGAUGCGUGUUGAGGGUGGUAUGAAGCACAUCGAGGCUGCCAUCAAGAAGCUUGAGGGUCGUCACAAGGAGCACAUUGCGGUUUACGGAGAGGACAACACCUUACGUUUGACCGGCCGACACGAGACUGGUGCCAUUGAUACCUUCUCAUAUGGUGUCGCCAACCGCGGUGCAUCUAUCCGUAUUCCAAGAGAGUGUGGUGCCAAGGGUUACGGUUACUUUGAAGAUAGACGACCAGCUUCAAAUGCUGACCCAUAUCAAAUCACUGGUAUCAUGAUGGAGACCGUAAGUCCUCGAUAUUCACUUCCGAAGCGCCCCUAAACUAAUUAUUCUCUAGAUGUAUGGUGGACUUGACGAAGUUGAAUUGAAGAAAUAGACAUAUUAAUGCCACAAGGCUUGUAUAGAUUGGUGCGAAGGACGUACGUUUUUCGUUCGGCGAAUAGCCUCUUUUUUGCAAGCGAUGAAGUUUUAUGACGAGGGAUCCACAGUUAGUUUCUGAGAGUUGCCAUGUAAAUUCGAGGAUCAGCUAGGAUCAAUUACGAUACCAAGAUUUUUCUAAAAAUUGCUGUUCGCG
Molecule: messenger RNA, 2653 nt
Organism: Hymenoscyphus albidus
Lineage: Eukaryota; Fungi; Ascomycota; Leotiomycetes; Helotiales; Helotiaceae
Source: the annotation of a GenBank genome assembly